GGAGUGUUUAAAAAUGUCGGACAGCGAAGACAAUGUGCCGAACUUGUGUACAAAGAAAUCUCGUAUGUCUCUCAAUAUAAAUGCUGAUGGAUCUGGAGAUGAUCAGGAUGACAUAUCAUCUACUGCAAGUGCCAGCACCAUUAUGGAGGAUGCCUCCACUAGAAGUGACACCCCAACACAGGGAGUAGGUGGAAGGAGAGGGAGGGGCAGAAACAAAAAAUGGAGGCCAAAAUUACAAUUCAAGUGUACAAACUUUGUCAAGGAGGAUCAUGGUCAGCCAAUUUUUGGAAUAGAUGUCAACAGAAAUACCAAGGAUGGAGAACCCAUUAUAUUUGCAUCUGUAGGCCACAACAGGGUAACAAUUUAUGAACUCCAAGAGAAUGGGAAAAUAAAGCUAGUACAGGCUUAUGCAGAUCCAUGUACAGAUGAGAAUUUCUACUGCUGUGCCUGGUCAUAUGACAAUGUUACUGGACAACCAUUGGUCGCUGUGGCUGGUCUAAGGGGGAUAAUCAGGAUUUUAAGUCCCAUAGCUCUCUGCUGCGUCAAACAUUUUGUUGGACAUGGUAUAGCAGUCAAUGAACUUAAAUUUCAUCCAAGGGACCCAAACAUGUUACUCUCAGCAUCCAAAGACCACACCAUUAGGUUAUGGAAUGUAAAGACUGACGUUUGUGUGGUGAAAUUUGGUGGGGUGGACGGUCACAGGGAUGAAGUACUUAGUGCAGAUUUCAAUAUAACUGGGAGUAUGAUCACUACCUGUGGUAUGGACCACUCCCUGAAGAUCUGGAAGACUGACACAGAGUCCAUACAAACUGCCAUGAAAGACUCAUACACAUACAAUCCAGCAAAGACUAACAGACCCUUUCCUACAGUAGCUCAGCAUUUCCCAGACUUCUCCACUAGAGACAUCCACAGAAAUUAUGUAGACUGUGUACGAUGGUUCGGUAAUUUUAUACUCUCAAAGUCUUGUGAGAACUGUAUCAUUUGUUGGAAGCCUGGCCCCCUGUCAGAGCCUAACUAUCCCCUGAAGCUGAGUGACAGUACGGUUUCUAUCCUCCAUCGCUUCGACUAUAAGGACUGCGACAUCUGGUACAUGAGGUUUGGCCUGGAUUUCUGGCAGAAGGUGCUAGCACUAGGAAAUCAGAUUGGCAAGGUGUAUGUAUGGGAUCUUGAUCUUGAGGACCCAACUCAGUCAAAACCCAUCAUUUUAACACAUCCCAAAUGUUACACCCCAAUACGCCAGAUUUCCUUCACCAGAGAUGGCAGUACAAUGCUAGCUGUGUCUGAUAAUGCCACGAUCUGGAGGUGGGACCGAGUGAAGUGAACCAUGACUGCUGUCUCUAGAUUCAGUGACCCAUGACAAAGGCUAGGGGAUAUUAUAACUGGAACAUGUUUGCAGCUAUGGGAGGAUGUGGUUGGACAGGGAGGCUGAGGAUACAAAGCUUUAUGGCAAUGGACAUUAUGUAAAGGAAGAACUGUGUGUAAUUUGAAGAAAUUAAAGGAAAAAUUGUAUAGAAAAAUAA
Messenger RNA from Saccostrea echinata, 1520 nucleotides. Its product is annotated as polycomb protein eed-B-like. Lineage: Eukaryota; Metazoa; Mollusca; Bivalvia; Ostreida; Ostreidae. The transcript has 12 exons. Gene Ontology annotation, molecular function: protein binding; nucleosome binding. Gene Ontology annotation, cellular component: ESC/E(Z) complex. The coding region runs from base 14 to 1321 and encodes 435 amino acids. Gene Ontology annotation, biological process: negative regulation of transcription by RNA polymerase II. The record is from RefSeq and is a predicted model, not a curated record.